GUAUCUUUCAGAUGAAGGCAUUGAAGCUUGUACAAGCUCUUCCGGCAAAUUCAAUAUAAAUGACAUCAUCCUGAUUGCUCUCAAUACAGAUUUGAGAACGAUUGGCAAGAAGUUCCUUCCCAGUGACAUCAACGGUGGAAAGGUAGAAAAGCUUGAAGGUCCGUGUGUUUUACAAAUUCAGAAAGUCCGAAAUAUUGCUGCACCAAAGGAUAACGAGGAAUCACAGGCUGCACCAAGGAUGCUUCGUUUACAGAUGACUGAUGGGCAUACAAGCUGUAUGGCAGUAGAGUUCAAUUAUAUUUCAAAACUAAGUCUGAACACACCACCUGGCACGAAACUGAGACUCUCGGGCGUCGUGGACGUAAAGAACGGAUUCCUGCUCUUGAGUGACUCCAACACCACAGUUCUUGGUGGUGAAGUGGAGCACCUGAUUGACAAAUGGGAGUUACAGAGAAGAUUAUCAAAACAUAAUAGAAGCAACAUUGGAACUGAAGGUGGCCCACCUCCUUUUUUGCCCUUUGGACAGAAAUGUGAAUCUAAUGUCCAAGUGGAUAGCAGAGAACUUGAUCGGCGAAAGACAUUACAAGUUUCAUUGCCUGUCAAGCCUACAAAUGAUAACGAUGAAUUUGAAAAGCAAAGGACUGCUGCAAUUGCAGAGGUUGCAAAGAGCAAAGAAACCAAGACAUUUGGAGGAGGUGGAGGUGGUGCCAGAAGCAAUCUCAAUAUGGGUUCUGUCAGUCACCGAAGCAGGGAGGGUUUACAGAAGGAAAAGCCUUCCAAACCAGAGAGCAGACAUGAAGGUGUCUAUAGAGAACUGGUUGAUGAAAAAGCUCUGAAGCAUAUAACAGAAAUGGGCUUCAGUAAGGAGGCGUCGAGGCAAGCGCUUAUGGAUAAUGCCAACAACUUAGAAGCAGCGUUGAAUGUACUUCUAAACAGCAAUAAACAGAAGCCUGUCGUGGGUCCACCUCCUAGAGGUAGAGGGAAAGGCAGGGGCCGCACACGAUCUGAAGAUGAAGAGGACCUAGGAAAUGCAAGGCCAUCAGCACCAAGCACAUUAUUUGAUUUCUUGGAAUCCAAAAUGGGAACUUUGAAUGUGGAAGAACCAAAGUCACAGCCACAGCACCUUCACCAAGGACAGCACAGAGUGUCGAAUACUGAACAGAAUGGGAUAAAAGAGAGCAGCAAUCAAUCAAGACAUCUUCCUCGAAAUGAUACCAGGCAGCCAAGAAAUGAGAAACCUCCUCGUUUUCAAAGAGACACCCCCAAUUCGAAGUCAGCCUUAGAAAGCAGUGUAUUAUCAAGAAAUAGAGGUUCUGAAAGAUCCGGCAGUUCUUUUGGUUCAGAAGGGUGGGCAGAAGAGAAGAUCAAGUGUGAUAGGCCAUAUUCUAGAUAUGAUAGAACUAAAGACACUUUAUAUCCGUUAACUUCUCAGCACAACGAUGGCGCUUUUAAAAAAAGAGAUAACUCUAUGCAAAACAGAUCAGGACGAGGUCCAGUGUAUGUGGAGCCAAAAGAAAACCCACUUCCUCCAGAGUUCUUAGAUUACAGUAAUCAAAAGCGUGGGAAAAGAGAAAACCAAACAGGUAAUCCUGAUCACUUUUAUGACAGGAAAUCACGGACAAUGAAUAAUGAAACUUUUAGUGGUCUCAAAAUUGAAAAACAUUUUAGUGUAAAUACUGAUUACCAGAAUCCUGUCCGAAGUAAUAGUUUUGUUGGUGUUCCAAAUGGAGAGCUGGAAAUGCCACUGAAAGGAAGACGCAUAGGACCAAUUAAGCCAGCAGGCCCUAUCCCAGCUGUACCCUAUGAUGAUAAGAUAUUUUAUAAUAGUGGGUCCAAAAGAAGAUCUGGGCCAAUUAAGCCUGAAAAGGUGAUAGAAUCAUCUAUUCCUGUGGAGUAUGCAAAAAUGUGGAAACCGGGAGAUGAAUGUUUUGCACUUUAUUGGGAAGACAACAAGUUUUACCGAGCAGAAAUUGAAGCCCUCCAUUCUUCGGGUAUGACAGCGGUUGUUAAAUUCACUGAUUAUGGAAACUAUGAAGAGGUGCUAUUAAGCAAUAUCAAGCCCAUUCAAACAGAGGCAUGGUGUCCCCAUUCUCCAGUAUAAAUCAGCAAGAGCACAAAACCCAAUUGCAGUCUUCAGAUUUAGAGGCAUGGAUAUUUGUUGCCUUCUUAUUCAAGAAACACUAUUAUUUUCUAAGGUAAUUUACCAUUGUGCUUACAGUAUGAUAUUACUGUUGGUUCAUAGGAUUACUAAGAGGACACUUCCUUCAGCCUCAUUUCCUAAAGUUUCAAAGUUUUUCUCUAAAAAGACCGAGAUGUUAUCAUUUUCAGGUUUAUAUUUUUUUUCAUUCUUGGUAAAACUUGAUUUCACAUAUUUUUACUCUUCUUGAUCUCAUGUGAUGGCUAUUUUAAUCCCCCCUUUUUUGUUAACACUUUCUAAUCCAAUGUUAAUUGUAAAAGUGAUUAUUUACUGAAUUUAUACUCCUAGAAUUUGAAUUAUGACUUGGUAUUUUAUAUGCUUCCUGUUGGUUUUAGUCAUAGCAUUCAGUGUCAAAGUGAAAGUCAUGUUUUUAAUGUGUAUAGAAUGCUUACUUUAUCUAGAGGCUUACAUAAUAAAAGCUAGGCUCUCAUAUAGCACAGGCUAUCCUAAGUCAUGUAGCCAAGGAUGAACUUAAGCUGAUCCUUCUGCCUCCCCCUUUGCAGUGGUGGAGUUACAGGUGUCACUCUCAUGCCACCCUCAACGUCACAUUUUUAUGUAAUGUAGUUUUUAUAUUUUUAGAAGUCUUGGGGAUUAAUUUUACUCUUUCAGUUUUCUUCCUGUCAUUUUGCUCCUUUAGGGCAGUCAUUCCUGAUGACAUUUGUUGUUCCUCAUUGAAACUCCCCCAUUUAGAGGUGUUGAGUUCUGAAUUGCUACAGGCAUUACUUUUACCUUUCUACCUUAAUAGUCCUCAUGGCUCUCACCUUGAUUUUUAUUUGUGUGAGCAUAGCUGGAUGAUGGUUUUAUCAGAUGUCUUAGCUGGUUCAGUGAUUAUAUUCUGAGCCACAGGACACUUAGCUGAACACUCAUUUAUGAUUUAUUUUCACGUAUUUUAAGCUUGAAUAAGAUGCCUAAGCUAUUUUUGCAGAACAGCAUAAAAUCACUACAUCUUUUGGAGAUUUUGCCAUUUUUUUCCUCCUAAGUGAAGUGAAAUUUAUGCAAUUUAUUUUGCAUAAAUUAAUAUAACUGGAUCAUGGGCAUCAUUGCCAGGGGAAAGAUCAGCCAUUCUGUCUGCAAGGGUAGUUACAUGAGAGAAACAUCUCCUUGAAAUAUAGAUGCCACCAACUUAACAAUUCUUUCUCUAUCUCCAUUUAAACAAUAUCUAUGUGUUCAUAGAUACAUACAUAAAAAGCCACUGCAGCAAUACAAUCUAUGCAGAUGUCAGGACAUGUGAUGUAGAGUCAAGGUAGACUUCUCUUUUCCUUCUGAGAGUAUUUGUAUUGCAGUCUAUGAGCACCUUUCUGUAUACUGGAACUGUAUCAAGGUUAUGUUAAUCAAAGCUCUACAAAAUUAUAAGCAAAACAUCCACUGUACCAAUAGGAAGGCAACCUUAGUUUACUGACUCACUCUACAGAAAUAAAGGGCUGCAAAGGUGCAGUGAAUCUGGUAAGGGGCCUUAGCACAAUCACCCAUUUACACUGUGGAUUAUUGAACUUUCAGCUUUUAAAUUCUUGCACUACAUAUGUGUUUCUAUUUUUAUGUGAAAUAGUAUGUUUAUUUGGUUAUGGUUCAUGUUUAUUAUUGGCAAAAAAUGUUGGAAAAUCUUGUCUAAGUUUUCCAAAAAUACCAAUGAUCAUUUAGUGAAGAUGUUUUUCAAGUAAAGUGCAGAACAACCAAAAACAGCUUGCAUAUAAACUGAAAAGGCCUUUAUAAAAACAAAACAAAACAGUUGCUGGUCCUGCUUUUCAAAGAUGUAAGGAUAAAUUAAGUAAAAAGCAUGAAGUAUUACGAGAUAUAAAGACAAAGUUAAUAGUCGGUUGCAUGGAAAAAUAAAAUAAAAGUUAAUGCUUUAAAUUGAAGUGUUAAUGUUUUUCUCAUGAGGUUUAUGGGUUAUCUCACAUAUGUUAGUCAGUUGAAUAUCUGUUUAUUUAUCUCUCCAAUCUGGAUAUGUCCACCUUUUUAUUUCUAGGACAUAUACAGGGAUGAUACUUUAUUUUCUCAAAAUACACGUUCUGAGUUUGACUGAAUACAUUAUUCUUUGAAAGUGAUUUAUUAAAAAUCCUGUUGUGUUAACCUUGAA
This is a messenger RNA of Cricetulus griseus (Chinese hamster), 4274 nucleotides long. The record is from RefSeq and is a predicted model, not a curated record. NCBI's taxonomy places the organism in Eukaryota, Metazoa, Chordata, Mammalia, Rodentia, Cricetidae.